AUGAAUGACUCUUCUCUACCAGCUCCUCUUGCCAAGAGGCUAGAAGGCAAGGUAGCUUUGAUCACCGGAGCAGCUAGUGGCAUCGGCGAAACCACUGCAAGACUCUUUGUUCAACAUGGUGCAAAAGUUGUAAUUGCCGACAUCCAAGAUGAGCUAGGUCACUCUGUGUGCAAUGAAAUCGGCUCCGAUUAUGUCCACUGUGAUGUUACUAGCGAGAUUGAUGUCCAAAAUGCCGUAGAGACUACAAUCUCAAAGCAUGGUAAGCUAGAUAUAAUGUUUAGUAAUGCUGGCAUAGCUGAUGCCAAGCUCGAUAUAAGCAUCUUAGCAUUUGAGUACGAAGAUUACAAGAAAGUUUUCGACGUGAAUAUGUAUGGUGCAUUCUUGUCAGCCAAGCACGCUGCAAAAGUAAUGAUCCCGGCAAAGAAGGGCAGUAUUAUAUUCACUUCAAGCUUUGCUUCGGUCUGUUAUGGGGCUAUGCUCCCAUACGCAUAUGCUGUGUCAAAACAUGCUCUGGUUGGACUUACUAAGAACUUGUGUGUAGAAUUAGGGCAAUAUGGAAUUAGAGUUAAUUGCAUUUCACCAUUUGGUGUAGCAACUCCAUUAUUAAGGAAAGGAUUGGGAGGGAUCGACCAGAAGACGGUGGAGGAGUUUAUUUGUACAUCAGCGAACUUGAAGGAGGCAGUGCUGAAAGCAAAUGAUGUGGCAGAGGCAGCACUGUAUUUGGGUGGUGGUGAUUCCAAGUAUGUUAGUGGACUAAAUUUGGUUAUCGACGGUGGCUAUAGCACCACCAAUGUGGCCAUAAGAGAGCAAAUGAAAGAAUAUUUCGGUUAAUAAAG
Messenger RNA from Populus nigra (black poplar), 836 nucleotides. Its product is annotated as short chain aldehyde dehydrogenase 1-like. The transcript is spliced from 2 exons. Bases 1 to 831 code for a protein of 276 amino acids. NCBI's taxonomy places the organism in Eukaryota, Viridiplantae, Streptophyta, Magnoliopsida, Malpighiales, Salicaceae. The record is from RefSeq and is a predicted model, not a curated record.